AAGCACCGAGACCAGUAUGACAGAAAACUAUGUACAAUUAGCUACACAAGUUUGUUGUAGGGUAAAGUAUAGCGUAAGAAUAAUAUCGUACGACGAAAAUGCAAAAUAUUAAAAAAACUUUCCUCAGGUUUAAAGUCCAAUAUCGGGCCGUUGUUGUAAAUUGCGGGCCGAAUGUUUAUGUUCAAUGUUUGCUGGCAAGCCAAAGUCAAAUAAGAAAGAGAUAUAGAUAGCACCACAAAAUUUCAUUUACGAGCUAGCUAUAAAAAUAAUGGCUGUUCAAUAUGCUCCACAGCAAUUACCUGGUGGAAUGAUUGGCCUUCAUACCCUAGUUGGUAGACAGAUGCAGGAUGAGGCAAGCGUAAUAAACGAUCUUAUGAUUAACCGAUUUAAGAACCAAGUAAAUCGCAAGUAUUGUGGUCUUGCAUCAUUGUCUUUAUUGAUUAAUUCUAUAAAUAUUGCUUACCGCAUAAAACUUAUGACACUAACAGACAAGUCAGAACAAGAUAAGUUAUUUGAAAGGGUACAAGCUGGCGAAACUAUUAAUGUUGAUGAAAAUGAUAUUGCUCGUAUUAUGAAAUUAAAGAAAGAUAUAAUGGUACCGAAUAAUCUAGACAGCACUGGUUUAACUCUUCCCCAACUUUCUGAUGUUGCUUUGCAUCUUGGACUUGGAGGAAGCACAUAUUAUGCCUACAAAAAACAGUUGGAAAUUGAGGAAAGCAAAAGAAAAUUAUUCCUCCAAAACAUAGAUAAGGACAGCACAGUUUUUCUUUUUAAAUCCGAAGACGAAUUCCGAGAAUUCGCAAAAGAUUUUAUUGGUCGCAUUGUGACAGGCUUAAUUAUCAAUUACGACAUGAGUAAACUUGGAUACAAAGGUUUGACUGGUCAUUUCAGUCCUUUAGCUGCUUACCAUGAAAAAAAAGACAUGUUCUUAGUUAUGGAUGUGUGGCCAGACACUCCACCAGCUUGGGUUUCUACCAAAGAUCUGUUUAAUGCUAUGUCUACUAUUGAUAGUGAUUCUGGUUUGCCUAGAGGCCUACUUUAUUUACAUGAAUUAUUGUGAAAUAAUGUUAUUUUAAAAUAUAAAAUGCAUGAGAGAUUAUUACUUGAA
Molecule: messenger RNA, 1108 nt
Organism: Hydractinia symbiolongicarpus
Lineage: Eukaryota; Metazoa; Cnidaria; Hydrozoa; Anthoathecata; Hydractiniidae
Product: glutathione gamma-glutamylcysteinyltransferase-like
Exons: 2
Coding region: 269-1060 (263 amino acids)
Biological process (GO): phytochelatin biosynthetic process; response to metal ion
Molecular function (GO): glutathione gamma-glutamylcysteinyltransferase activity; metal ion binding
Source: RefSeq, a predicted model, not a curated record